AUGUCAAGAUUUGUCAGAGAGGGAGAAAUUAGCGAGCAGGAUGCUGCAUUGGCUGAGGCGAAGGAGGCAUUGGAGCGCCAGAAGUUUCUAGCUACGGAAAAGGGUGACGACGAGGGCACCGAUGGCGAGCGAAAGUCCAUGUUUCAGCAGAUCAAGGAUAACAAGAAGCAGAAGGCGAAUGAGAGUCAAACCGCUUUUGAGGACCGAAAUGUUUCACACAAGCUAGAUGCCAGAGAAGUGAUAUUUUACGACCAAUUGAGGGCAGAGGAACUCGAGCGAGAUACCAAGGUCAGAUUGCACGAGAGAUCUCGAUUGAACGACUUCCGAAGGGCACAGGAGUUGAAAGCCAAAGCUUCCGCGCAGAGCAUUCCAAUGACCGGAAGAGUCACAAAAGACAUCAAACCUAUACUGAAGAAGACCCUGUUGAUCCAAGGUUUGGUUCGGAAGGUUGGCAUGGCGUACGAGUCGAGCGAUGCAGUUCCAAAAGCUGAUAUCCCAACCACGGGAAAGAGCAUGCCUAUUACCGGCUACUCGUCCAGCGAUGAAGAGUGAUUGAAUCUGCGAAGCAAGUGACUCAGGUAUACUGUUGCAGGCUGUCCUUUUGUGAAUCUUAGUAACAGUAAAGACACUGGGUACGAGACAAUUAUUUAAACACAGUUCAGUGUGAGGAAUAAACCUUGAUUUAGGCACUUUUUAGAACCAUUUGCCGUUAGGUCAAAAGCAGAGUCUGCAUCUUUGACAGACUUUUAUCGCCUUUGGAUUAGUCAGUUUAAAUGGACCCACCCGACCCUAAAUUUCCUGACAGCAUUCCUCUAAUACAGAAAUACAUUACAAAUACUCAGAAGCACGGAGACGCAUUGAAUGGACAAGAAUAAUCAGUCGGUUACCUAAAACGUUCCACCAACGUGAGGACGACCCCAAUGGC
This is a messenger RNA of Babjeviella inositovora NRRL Y-12698, 925 nucleotides long. RefSeq lists its product as uncharacterized. The coding region runs from base 1 to 552 and encodes 183 amino acids. Lineage: Eukaryota; Fungi; Ascomycota; Pichiomycetes; Serinales. The transcript is spliced from 3 exons. The record is from RefSeq and is a predicted model, not a curated record.